This is a messenger RNA of Papaver somniferum (opium poppy), 459 nucleotides long. RefSeq lists its product as uncharacterized. The transcript has 3 exons. Bases 115 to 459 code for a protein of 114 amino acids. The record is from RefSeq and is a predicted model, not a curated record. Lineage: Eukaryota; Viridiplantae; Streptophyta; Magnoliopsida; Ranunculales; Papaveraceae.
UCUGCAUCAAUGGGGAUGCUCGUACACACAUCCUAAUGGAAUGGAAUGUUAAAAAUAGAGUUUCUCUUCGAGGGGUUAUGGUGUCAACUGACCCCCUGAACAAGUGAAUCAGGAAUGCUGAAGGUUUAUGAUCGUAUCAUCCUCUCGAAAUCUGUGUAUGAUCGGCCCCUGAAUUUGAGUGAAGAUGACUAUCAUGAGUUAGCAUGGUUCCAAAGAGAAAAAGAAGAUGAUAUGGUUCCUGUGAGUGAUUCUGGUGGCAAUAAUAGUGACGAAGAGGAUGUGGUUUCUGUUAGUGGUGGCGUAGAGGAGACGGAGGAUGAAGCAGAUGAAGUUUUUACAGGUGCUGCUGCUCCUGUUGUUUUCCUAUAUCCCGCCCCUCAAGUUGUUUCUGUUACUGAUGUGGGUGCUGCUGAGUAUGAGGACGAGGAGACAACAACGAGGAUGAGAGGCAGAAGAUGA